Molecule: messenger RNA, 918 nt
Organism: Fusarium keratoplasticum
Lineage: Eukaryota; Fungi; Ascomycota; Sordariomycetes; Hypocreales; Nectriaceae
Exons: 1
Coding region: 1-918 (305 amino acids)
Biological process (GO): cytosolic ribosome assembly; ribosome biogenesis
Source: RefSeq, a predicted model, not a curated record
AUGUCUCGCCAGAUCAACCAGCCCUCGAACCAGAUCAAGCUCACCAACGUCUCGCUCGUGCGCCUCAAGAAGGGCAAGAAGCGCUUUGAGCUCGCCUGCUACAAGAACAAGGUCCUCGAGUGGCGCUCCGGCAUCGAGACGGACCUCGACAAUGUCCUGCAGAUCCCAAACGUCUUCCUCAACGUGUCCAAGGGCCAGACGGCGCCCCGCGAGGACCUCGACAAGGCCUUUGGCAAGGGCAAGGCCACCGACGACAUCAUCCUCGAGAUUCUGAAAAAGGGAGAGAUGCAGGUUGGCGAGAAGGAGAGAGCCGCCCAGCUGGAGCGUGUCCACAAUGAGGUCAUCAGCAUCGUCGCCAGCAAGCUGGUCGACCCUCGGACGAAGCGAGUCUACACAUCGGGCAUGAUUGAGAAAGCCCUCGACAUGCUGAGCUCCCAGGCGCAUACCUCGACCCCCGACAAGAGCGCCACCGGCACGCCUGCGACGGGUGACGACGGCGAGGCCAAGCCCCGGCCAAAGGAGCACCACUGGACUGGCGUCAGUACAACAAAGAGCGCAAAGAGUCAGGCUCUGGAUGCCAUGAAAGCCCUCAUCUCUCAUCAGCCCAUUCCCGUGGCCAGAGCACGCAUGAGACUACGAAUUGCAUGCGCCACCAACGUCCUCAAGCAAGCCGUCAAGGGGCCCAAGGGAGGCAACAAGGACGAGGACGGCGAGCAAAAGGCCAUCGGUACAGUCAAGGACAAGAUCCUAAGCUACGUCGAGCAAGUAGAGAGCCAGGAUGUCAUGGGCUCCGAAUGGGAAGUAGUAGGCUUCGUCGAGCCAGGAGCCUUCAAAGCCCUGUCCGACUUUAUCGGAAACGAGACAAAGGGGCAAGGACGGGUAGAGGUUUUGGAUAUGGCCGUCACACACGAGGAUUAA